UAAAGCCACAACAGUCACAUAGCUGAGCUUGAGCACGUUUUUCAACUUCCAUAAAAAGUGGCUUUAUAAAGCAGCAUUGCAUUCACACCUCGGUGGAGCUGGCCCAAGCCUUCUCCAAAGCCAAUUCGCACGGCAGCCGCACAGCAAACAGCCAUCAUACUCACCUUCCCUUUCUGAUGUGGUGUUUGACUAUCUGGACACAGUAGCUACUGAGUGCCCUCCAGAUGGGCAGUGUUCACCUCUGACAAACUGAUAAAUGGCACUCAUGGGGGAGGGCUGUUAUUUUCCCACAUAUUUCCCAUUUGCCCCUCUACACUUGGGCUUCUUUUUGACCUUUUUUAGACUGUGGAGUGUCACGGCCUUCUCCAAAGGCACUGACGUCAUGCAGUUUGGCUUGGGGGUUAUCAACUCUGAACAUAAUUAAUCAACAAUUGUAAGAGGCAAUGGAAUGAGUGACUGUGAGACGGCUGAAGCAUGAGACGAAAUGGAAGUGGCUGGCAUAUUGAGCCCAGCGGUGGGCAUUAGCCUUGUCACAGACAGAAGCAGAACAGACACGUUGCAGACACACACAGUAUAAACAUCCCCGCUGAUGAUGACAGGCAAUGGGUUGGGGCUGCACUAGCAGGCAGAGUAUAUUUUGGGUCAUGGGAUAAAAUAUUACGGAUAUGCGCCCAGAGCAACGGCUCAGACAAGGAAAACAAGGUAAAACUCCCAAGAUUCCCAUCUCGGCCUGAAGGGGGGAGGGAUGAUGUGGCCCAGGAGACAGAUGUACUCUAGGAAUAACAGAGGGAGCGAAUAGAGAAGGCUGCGCCCUACCACAGUAUUUGCAUUGACCCUCCCUCUAGUUCUCUCUCUCCUGCACUUUCUCUCCGUAUCUCCCCCCUCUCUUCUUUCCUCCCUUUGCUUUUUUUGCCUCCUUGUCUUGCCUCUCAGAGUCAGGUUGAUGGGGGUAUCUCUGUUGUCUCCUUCAUGGGAUAGCCUGCAAACACUGUGCUCACAUACAGGGGCAAACACAGUUGUUCACUCACACACGUGCACUCUUAUGAGCGGCUAUCGGAGAACCAGGCGGCUCCACACCCGGAUACGCUGACAGCAGGAUUCUCCCCACCGUUAACGUCGAGUGACCAUCAGCCAGAGUGGCGAUGAAGAAGGUCCUGGUCCCACCUCUCCACAAAGGUACGGCUCCAGAGACUCAAUCCUGAGCCACAGAGACAGAGAAAACUGGAAGAAGGAAAAAGAACGUCUUGGAUCAGAGCUUGCAAGCAGCAACAACAGCAGGAGUGUGACUUUGGGCCUGAACCAGGGUGGGGCCAUGCGUUGCUCCACUCUCAUGGCCAUCCUGGCGGGGGUGCUAUUGUACUUGGGACUGGGAGCUCUGGUUUUCCGCACCCUAGAGGCACCACUCGAGAGCACACAGCACAAGAAGCUGCAUGACGUCCGCAAAGCCUUUCUGCAGAACAACUCGUGCGUCAGCCCUGAUGGCCUGCAUGCUCUCAUACAGCAUGUGGUAAUUGCUUUAGGAGCAGGGGUAGAUGCCACCAGCAACUCAUCUGACUUCACCAGUCGAUGGGACCUGGCCAGCGCCUUUUUCUUUUGUGGAACCAUCAUCACGACUAUUGGCUUUGGACAUAUCUCUCCAAAAACUGAAUGGGGGCAGCUGUUCUGCAUCUUCUACGCCCUAGUGGGGAUCCCUAUGUUUGGCAUACUUUUAGCUGGAGUUGGGGACCACCUCGGGACCUUGCUAAGGAGGGCCAUCGGCAAGAUAGAGACCUUAUUCCUGAAAUGGCGGGUCAGCCCCACAAUCGUUCGCAUCAUUUCAGCAGUCCUGUCCAUCCUGCUGGGCUGCGUGGUCUUCUUGUUUGUUCCGACUAUGGUGUUUCAGCGGAUAGAGGAGUGGAACCUUCUGGAGGCAGCCUACUUUGUGGUCAUCACCCUCACUACUGUGGGCUUUGGGGACUAUGUAGCAGGUGCUGGUGGAAAUAGUCACCCUGUGUACAAGCCUAUGGUGUGGUUUUGGAUAGUGGUGGGCUUAGCUUACUUCGCCUCUAUCCUCACCAUGAUUGGGAACUGGCUGAGAGUGCUGUCCAAGAAGACCCGAGCAGAGAUGGAAGAGCUCAGGGCUCAUGCCACCGACUGGACUCAGAACAUCCAGAACAUGUCAGUUGAUUUCCGCAUUCCCAACCGCCUUGACCUCAAUGACCCCUUCCAGCGACGCCGCCGAAAACGCCGCAGAGGGCCUCGACCCCGUGGGGCAUGGCAGAAUACGGUGGGCUCUGAAGAUGGCGGAAUGGCUGGUGAGAAUGGCAACCUUCCCAACAGUCAGUCAGAAUCUGGGUCUUCAUCUUACGAAUCAGGAUCUGAUGAAUCAGGGUCCUACUCUGAGGGUUCUGAGAAGCUGGACCCAAGAGAGACCCAGAUGGAUUCUCAUGGCAGUAUGGCGCCCCCCCAUUUCUUUUCCGGUCCCCUCAGUUGCCAGGCUCUGGACUACUUUGGGGAAAAUCUUGCCUACAUUGACGAAUCUUCAGACGCGCUAAGUGAAACAGUAAAGAUGGACCCCCUCCUUGAUCCUGACUGUACCAACCCUGUACCUCCACGCAAGCCAAAGCGCAGACGCCUCAGACGCCUCAGAACUUCAAUAAAUGAGGACCCGGAGAGGAAGGAGCCGAAUGGUGACAUCCAGCCUCCAUCCAUCCCGCCAUCGCCACCUCCCCAGACACAGCCAAGAAACUGAUGGGUGGAUGUACAGCUUUCAGUUAGAGAGGGUAACUCACCCGGUACUUUACCAUAAUCACUACUCUAACACUGACAAACACAUGGGAAACAAAGGAACUACUAUCCGUCUUUUUCAGUGUGCCUCUCCCACCACUAUGAGCCAGACAUGGAUACUGGUUUUCAAUGUGCUAGCAGUGUGGAUUUAAAAUGAAACUUCCUUCUGUGUGUACAUAUUCCUGUGUGUGGAUGUGCAAACCUGUAUGGUAGGUAUGAUUGUGAAUCAGCAUAGGAAAGUAAAGAGAAAUGAAAGGGAUCUUUUAGCCUUUCACACCAAAUUGCUUAUACAAUCUACACCAGGUACAAAUCCAACAAGCUAUGUGGUGGGGUGUCUGAUCUCAUCUUGUUUCAUUUAAUUCAGUCUAAUUUUCUUCUGUAUAAUGUUGAGCGGCAGAAUUCCCCUAAAUCCUGAUGCCUGUAGGUGUUCGGACCUGUCCUAACAUGAAGGAAGAUUGAAACAACAAUGUGGAAGGUUAGCAAGCAAACCAAAAUUCAUGUAAUGCUUCUGAGCACCUUUAACCCAGAACUGCUGUGCCACUUCACUAGCCUGUAUUCAUAAUGCUGUGUAGCACCCCCCCUGCUGGAGGUCAAUGUGUAAAUGCAGCUGUUUUCUUGGUUUGAAUAGCAGAUAUUUUAAUUCAAACUCCAUCCCUUACCUCCUGUAAACGUCUGCCGUAUUUAGGUUUAUACAUUUUAUACUUCAUGAUUUAAAAUUAAAGCUUAAAUUGAGUCUAUAAAUUCAAAGACAGACUAAAUAAAUUUUAGGAGUUCCAGGUUUAAGGUCAGAACUUCAAAUUGCAAUUCAGUGUUCUAGUACUGUUACAUUUUUUUACACUGGAGAUGACAUUAAGCCAUAUAUAAUCCAAUGAUACAACUUUUACUACUGUUUUUAGAAUGCUCAUAAAAUAUGUGUAUGCACCUAUGCAUUUAUUCACUAUAUAAGUGCAUCAAGACUUUUGGAAAAAUAAUUUCUUUGUAGUGGCAGUGGUGGCCUAAUGGUUAGGGAUGUGUACUUGUAAUUGGAAGAUUGCUGGUUCAAAUCCUCACCCAGCAAAGCACGACAGAAGUACAUUGAGCAAAGUACUGCCUCCAAGCCCUGCUCCCCAGGUGCUGAAUUAGGUACCCCCAGUUAUGUCAUGAUAUGGGUUAAAUGCAGCGGACAUUUUGUCAUUGUGCACUGUGUGCUAUGGUGUGUUAACAAUGACAACUAAUCACUUUCCCUUCUCAUAAAACUUUGUCUUUUCAUUCUUUAGCGUUUGACUCUAUAAAGUAGUAUUAGGGUGUCUGCAUAAGUUCUUAUUAAUUAAUAUGAUCAUUGACAAACAAUUUUUAUGUCUUUUUAAACUUCCUGAACCCAGGAAGUUUAAAUGUCAGUUUACCAAUCAUAAUUCACCAUUAAACAAUAUGGUCUUUGCAGUAUUUGUACUAAAUGUUUCAGGUUAAUAAAAACGACAGUACACAUUGAAGAAAUUCUCCUACAUAAAUGACACCCAGAAUGUCCAAGAAAAACAAUGGGCAGACUGAGUGUGUCUGCCUAAAUUCACACAUUCUAUUAGCCAUAUUCUACACAUAGAUGUGCCACAUGAACCUAACCCAAAUCAUGAAUGACAGACUAGAGCCAGUAGCACCACCUUGCAUCAGAUGUUUUCACUGACGCAGGGGGUUUGCUUCCUGGAAAGACCUCAUGGGGGAGACAAAGUGAACUGCACAGUUUCUGUUCUGUUGGCAUUUGACUUCCUCGUUUGGCCACCCCUGUCUUUGCCAUCCAUGACAUAUGUACGAAUAAUGUUUUUUCAGGACCCUGAAAUAUCAUUAUCAUUUUAAGUGCUGAGAUACAAGUACAUAGACAUCUUGCAUUACAACAUCUUUUUUGUGAAAACACACUUUAAUAUUAAAAAAAUCCAAUGGCCUGUUCUAUGAAGCGUGGUUACUGGCUUAUCGGUGUAACUUGUCGGAUUUAAGGCAAUCUGGGCAAAAUGUAAGUGAACAAAUAGAGAAGUCCAUCUAAACCGUGGUACCUUAAAUCCGACAAGUUGCCCCAAUAAGCCAGUAACCCCACUUCGUAGUACAGGCCACAGGUUUCGCAACAUUCAAAUAAACAUCCUGAAAUGAAAAUGCAUCAUAUUUUAUAUCUAUUAUUCAUCUAAUUAUACAUAACUAACUAUAACUAUAUGCUAUGACAUGUCACUUACUGGUGAAGUUCUGAAUUGUAUGGCACUCUUUAUUGUAUGUUGGAUUUUCAAGUUCCUCUUGAAAAAUAAAUCUAUGAUAUUGUUUUAAUUCAUUUAAUGGAAAA
Messenger RNA from Brienomyrus brachyistius, 5065 nucleotides. RefSeq names its product potassium channel subfamily K member 4-like. Gene Ontology annotation, molecular function: potassium ion leak channel activity. The record is from RefSeq and is a predicted model, not a curated record. Gene Ontology annotation, biological process: potassium ion transmembrane transport; stabilization of membrane potential. NCBI's taxonomy places the organism in Eukaryota, Metazoa, Chordata, Actinopteri, Osteoglossiformes, Mormyridae. The transcript is spliced from 8 exons. The coding region runs from base 1313 to 2731 and encodes 472 amino acids. Gene Ontology annotation, cellular component: membrane.